Molecule: messenger RNA, 473 nt
Organism: Oppiella nova
Lineage: Eukaryota; Metazoa; Arthropoda; Arachnida; Sarcoptiformes; Oppiidae
Source: the annotation of a GenBank genome assembly
AUUUUAAAUUAUACUGACAAAGUGAACUAGAUUAUAACAGUAAUUAUAUAAUUUCAUAUAACUGCCAAACAAAGCCUCAAUAAAUUAGUAUUUCGAUGGAUAAUAUAGAUACAGUUCGCUCAGAAUAUGUGGUCGAGUAUUACAACUCGUGGUUCGAAAGCAAAUACCUCUGCAUUCAGAUGGAGUACUGUUCGCAGAAUUUACGGACUAUUCUUGUAGUAAAGCCACAAAUAUUUGGACGACAAUUGGGUGAAGCCAUCGAUUGUGUCGAGUAUUUCGUUUCGUGUGAAAUAUUCCGUCAGAUCUUAGAAAGUGUUCAACUAAAUGAACGUGUGAUAAUAGCCGGAUACUAUUUGCUAAUAACCCGAAUUAGGCUCAAGGACAAGAUGAUGGUGGCACUGGUUAUGGGAUCACUAAUGAUGACCACCCUAAUGAUUCGUAUAAUGAUCGUGGUGCCCAUAACGUAUAAAUAA